Molecule: messenger RNA, 1674 nt
Organism: Lachancea fermentati
Lineage: Eukaryota; Fungi; Ascomycota; Saccharomycetes; Saccharomycetales; Saccharomycetaceae
Source: the annotation of a GenBank genome assembly
AUGACAUCGGAAAACAAAGUUCAUAAAGCAAUCCCCAUUACCUUAUUAUCAGGAUUUUUAGGUUCUGGCAAAACUACACUACUAGAGAAGAUUUUGACUACCGAUCAUGGCUUAAAGAUUGCUGUCAUCAUUAAUGACAUGUCUGAAUUAAAUAUUGAUUCGUCAUUAGUCCAGACCCACAACGUUUGUCAAAAAGAGGAGAAGCUGAUUCAACUGCAAAACGGAUGUAUUUGUUGUACUCUUCGCGGCGAUUUGCUUGAGGAAUUAGUUGGAAUUGGUGAACGUGGUGAAUUUGAUUAUAUUGUCAUCGAAUCAACUGGUAUUGCAGAACCAAUGCAGGUCGCCGAGACAUUUUCUGUCGAGUUUUCAAACAUUCUGCUCGAGACGCCAGGUGGAAUUCCAGAAGACGAGGAAAAACUGUUGAAAAAGCUGUCUAGCAUGGGUGGACUUCAAGCAAUUGCAAGAAUUGACACUUGUGUCACUGUUAUCGAUGCACUAAAUUUUUUGUCGAACAUUCAAACCACCGAAUUUUUAGCCGACCGUUGGGGCGAGAGCGGUCAGGGUGAGGCUGAGCGGACCAUCACGGAUUUGAUGGUCGACCAAAUUGAAUUUGCUGAUGUUAUCAUUGUCAAUAAGAAGAGUACGGUUUCUAAAAAAAAGUUGAAGGAAAUCAAGAAAAUGGUCAAAAUACUUAAUCCAGUGGCCAAGAUCAUUGCUACUGAUUAUUGUAAUGUCCCUUUGAAUUCCAUUCUCAAUACAAAGCUCCAUGACUUUGAGAAAGCUUCCCUAUCUGCGGGCUGGUUGCAAAGUAUCAACGAAAUGACUGUUCGAGAAGGUUUUGGGAAUAAAGGUGCAAGCGUUCUCACUCCUAAGCCAGAAACCGAGGAGUAUGGUGUUAACAAUUUUGUCUACCGUAGAAGGAAACCAUUCCAUCCUGAGAGACUCUAUGACCUAAUUCGAGACAAAUUUUUUAUCAUAGAGCAAGCUGGUGAUGCUGCAGAUGAAAAUAAUCAAGACUCAGAGGAACAGAAUUUGGAUUCUGAUGAGAGCUCUAGUUCUGAGGACGAUUCAGAGAUGGACGUUAAUACCGACCUCAGUAAUUGGAAAGAGGACGAAGGCGAAGACGAAGAAUAUACCGAGGAAGAGAUCAACAAGAAUAGGGCAAACUCGCCUUUCGGAAAACUCUUGCGGUCUAAAGGUUUCUUUUGGCUAGCUACUAGAUAUGUUAUUCGAGGUGAGUGGUCAAGUGCAGGCCCUAUGUUGACUCUCAAUGGCGGAUUGCCGUGGUUUGCAGUAUCAGGACUCGACGAUGUCCCUGAGGAGGCCUUGGAGCUUAUCAAGAAGGACUAUGAGGGUGAAUUUGGUGAUCGGCGAAAUGAAUUGGUUUUCAUUGGGUUGAACAUCAAUGAAAAACAGUUGACCGAAACAUUGGAUGCAUGUCUUUUGACUGAUAAAGAAUAUGAACAAUUCAAAGUUGUCACUUCCAAACACAAUGCUUUGGUUGCUGACGAGAAGCUGUCACGCUUAUGGGAUGAUGGCUUCGAAGAUUGGUUUAUUGUGGGAGUUGGUGAUGAAAUAGAAAAUGAUACAGAGAUGGAAAUCGAUGACGCCAAGGGAGGACGUCAAGAAUCCUUCGUUAAAGAUAGUUCCCUAAAUGAAUCUGUUUCCGCAUAG